Messenger RNA from Rhagoletis pomonella (apple maggot), 4171 nucleotides. RefSeq lists its product as uncharacterized. Gene Ontology annotation, molecular function: oxidoreductase activity, acting on paired donors, with incorporation or reduction of molecular oxygen; monooxygenase activity; neuropeptide receptor activity. Lineage: Eukaryota; Metazoa; Arthropoda; Insecta; Diptera; Tephritidae. The transcript is spliced from 14 exons. Gene Ontology annotation, biological process: neuropeptide signaling pathway. Gene Ontology annotation, cellular component: membrane. The record is from RefSeq and is a predicted model, not a curated record. Bases 320 to 3781 code for a protein of 1153 amino acids.
AGUUAACUUUACACUAUCGGAGAGUAGCACAAAUGCAAAUCAAGUCAUUCAGGAUAUUUAAAAAUACAAAUUCAAAGCAACGAAAGAUAAAAAUUCAACUCAAUAAUUUCCAAACUAAACGAACAACCAAAAAAAUGCGACUCUUUCGCCGCACUUAAGCGAAUUAUAAAACUGCGUUUGGCUUAGUCAAAGCUCUUUGAAACCUUUUACUUUCCAUCCGCUACACAAAUUAAAUUGAAAUUCGAAAGAACAAUACAUAGCAACAUACAUAGUGUACAUUCCACAUCAGUACAUUCCACGCAGUGCAGACGAUUUCAAAAUGUUUAUUUCCCCUAAAGACUAUCGCAGCGCGAACUCUUCGAACUUUGCACACGGGCUCAGCCAACAACAAAACACAUCCGCUCUACUUAUCGCCCACACCCACACAUCAGCAUCAGCAGCUGCGACAAAUACAAAAUCUUCUGCAUAUUCGCCACAACUAAUCCGCUCAGCUGCCGCCAUUAGCCUUGAGCUGCUACAACAGACCGUGCAUGUGAACGGAAAUACGACGACAACCUCCUCCGCACCGCUACUUCCGCCAUCAACACCAACAGCACUUUUCACCUAUGAGCACAACAAUGAAAGUGCGGUCGAUGGCAAUGAUACUUAUGUGGUAACGCCGCGCAUAAGUUCGGAGAUUCCAAUAUGGCUUAUACCCUGCUACAGUGUCAUAUUCUUCUUUGCCAUUGUUGGAAAUUUGUUGGUGAUAUCAACGCUCGCGCAGAAUCGUCGUAUGCGCACCAUAACGAAUGUGUUUUUGCUUAAUCUCGCCAUAUCCGACAUAUUGCUGGGCGUACUCUGCAUGCCGGUGACGUUGGUAGGCACGCUGUUGCGCCAUUUCAUCUUCGGCGAGUUCUUUUGCAAACUCAUACAAUUCUCGCAAGCUGCCUCUGUGGCCGUCUCAUCUUGGACUUUAGUUGCAAUUUCUUGUGAACGUUAUUAUGCAAUUUGCCAUCCGUUACGCUCAAGGACAUGGCAAACGAUUAAUCAUGCUUAUCGUAUUAUUGGAUUCAUUUGGUUCGGCAGCAUUAUUUGCAUGACUCCGAUUGCAGUUUUCAGUCAAUUGAUGCCAACAAGUCGGCAAGGUUUACGCAAAUGUCGCGAACAAUGGCCCGAGGACACCAUUGCGUAUGAGCGCUCUUACAACAUUUUCUUAGACUUGGUGUUGCUGGUGCUGCCGCUGCUCAUACUGUGCGCCGCUUACAUACUGAUUACACGCACCCUGUAUGUGGGUAUGCGUGCAGAACGUGCUCUAAUCUUUGGCGGCUAUGCCACGGGCGGCGGCGGCGGCGACACACCAGUCAAACAACACGACAGUAGUCCAUUAGAGGCAAUUGCUACAGUGACUAAGAGCUCGACGGCCCCAACAGCCGCCACACUUCAGCCAUCCAUGCUGAGAGGUUUUAAUUUGAAGAUGUCACUUCGCUGUCAUCGGAGACAAGCCAGUGUUAGGAGUGCGAGGAGCGAAGAAAGCGCAAGUGAAACACAAAAUGAUAUUGGGUAUCAUCAACAGUCACAGCAGCAGCAGCAGCUGCAGCAACAACGACGGCAACCGCAACAGCAACAGCAACAGCCGUUGAAGUAUUACGCAACGGCACUACCCGUGCAGGGUGCCAAGGCUUCUAUUGCUACACUGCCAAUCCUGAUGCCUAGAAUCAAAGUUUUGAAAUUCUGUUUUGAGAAGUCGCGAUAUAUGUGUAGCACAAAUGUUCCAAUAUAUACUGAAACUUAUGCUUUAUAUGAGUGGUUCGAAACCUUGUCCAACUGGCGACCCACUUUUCCUUAUCGCCAUAUCUCCACGGCCCCUUGGCCCCUUGGUGGAUUGAAAAACCUAAAUUUGUAUCAUAUCCCUUCUUUAUGUAUAUAUAUAUUUUACAAUAAAAUAUUGCAAAUAUGUCAAAGCAUCCUUUUCUCCAAGUACACACUGGAUGUGGUUGCUUCGGCCGCCUAUGGUCUUGACGGUGCUGCACUCACCAAUACCAAUUCGGACUUUACGCAACUUGUUGAGAAUCUCUUUUUGCCACAUGCCUGGAGUUUGCUUGAAACCAUUGCGCUACUCUUCUCCCCGCAACUCGGCAACCUCAUAAAAUACCAUUACGUGCCAACCGGCGUUCAAGACUGGCUGCAAGGGAUAAUUGGAAAAGUGUUGGAAAUUCGUUGCGCGUCCGUGGGUUCAGCGGGUGUGAGUGUAAAGUCAAACGAUUUCAUACAAUGGCUUAUUGAGGGUAAACAGAAGUUGCAUGAGCCCGUCGAUGCGACGACAAUCGUCGGACAUUGUAGCACUUUUUUAUUGGAGGGUUUCGAGACAUCAUCUUCGUUAAUGGCAUUUGCUUUGCACGAGUAUGCUAAAAAUCCGCUGGUACAAAAACGUGUACAACAGGAAAUAGACGAAGUGCUAGCUCGUCAUGGUGGCGAUAUUUGCUAUGAUGCAAUUCAGGAAAUGUCAUAUCUAGGAGCAACACUUUAUGAAACUUUGCGCCUUUAUCCGCCAAUGAUGGCACUGCUGAAGCACUGUACGAAAGAAUUUGAGCUACCAGCGCAGUUUAUGGGCGGCAAGUCUUUCAAGGUGCCUGUUGGAAUGGUUUUCGUCAUACCAGUCAAAGGAGUGCACUACGAUGCGGAUUUGUAUGAACAACCUUUGCAAUUUCAACCUGAACGAUUUUUGAAUCAAAAUGAAAAAACGCAUGGCUGUAUGUUUUUGGGAUUUGGUGAAGGUCCGCGUAUGUGUCCAGCUCUGAUUAAAUUUCCUUUUUGCUCUCAUACAGACAAUUCCAGCGGUAGUGGCGGCGAUAUUUUGCAAAAAUCCGUUUCGACUACUUCAACAAAAGUGCCACAAAGUGUAUUUGGCUUGCGGGUCUUGCCAUGCGUGGGCGCUGCAGAACAACAGAGGGACAUGCAACCGGCACAAACAAUACAGCAACAGCAGUCAUUACUACAUAACAAUAUAACCAGCCGAUUGCACGGCUGCAACAAUAAUGGCCACCACACGGACAAUAGAAGUGCGACAUCUUUGUUUGCCGAUUACCAACAGCAGCCGCCAUCGCAGCAACCGAAUCGCUUUACUCUGCGCGCCAAUUUGCCACAACAACAUAAUAGCCAUCAUCAGCUUCAUGUGCAACAACAAAAGCCACAUGUGUUGCAACAAAGGCCACCACCACUGCAAGCACAACAUAAACAGGAAUAUCUGAUGGUGGAUCGACGGAAAUCCAAUUCAUCGCCAAGUCAGCGCUUUAUAGAGUCGGCUUUAAGGAGAUCAAAUGAAACGAAAAACCUCGAAAGCAAAAAGCGAGUAGUUAAAAUGCUUUUCGUGCUGGUGCUGGAGUUUUUCAUCUGCUGGACGCCGCUUUAUGUGAUCAAUACCGUAGCCAUGUUCAUUGGACCGGCCAUUUACGAGUACAUCGACUACACAUCCAUUUGUUUUUUCCAGCUGCUCGCCUAUUCCUCCAGCUGUUGCAACCCCAUUACAUAUUGCUUCAUGAAUGCCAGCUUUCGACGCGCAUUUCUCGACACUUUCAAAGGACUGCAUUUGCGGAGUAGCAGCAACAACAACAGCAAUAAUGAUGGCGCGAGCAGAACGGGCAUUGAAAGUUGGCGUAUACGACGGAAUGGCGAUGGCAGUAGACGUAGCAUCCAUUUGCCGCCGCUUGUGACAAACGACGCGAUAUCGCUUACCAAUAAUGCAAUCAUGGUACUCAACGACGCAUCAGUGCAGGAGUUUGCAACUCCGCCACAACGCAACUAAAUGCUAUAAACGCACACAUGGGAAUUGGCAAAAGGAGUCACAGUCCAGGGUGUGGGGAGAAGUUUUUUUUCAGGUACGGCAUUUCGAUGGACUCGCACUUAAAGGGACUGCAUACAAGCAAAAGCAAUAUACUCUUAGCAAGUGUACAUCGCCAGCGUAAUUGGUUGGUCCUUUCAAUUUGGGAUAUCGAAAUUUGAAUUGCGAUGACACUUCACCAAUUUGUUGGGUGGCCAGCAUAUGGCAGCACACGUUUACAAACGUGGCGUAAAUAUGUAUCCAAAAAAGUAAUUGUAUUUAUAUAGCUAUGUGUAGAUGUAUAUAAGUGUCAGUAGUUAUUUUUAUUGAACUUUGAUCCAAUUGACAUUUAAAAUAAAUAUAUAUGUGCGUAUA